This is a messenger RNA of Caenorhabditis briggsae, 639 nucleotides long. The transcript is spliced from 4 exons. NCBI's taxonomy places the organism in Eukaryota, Metazoa, Nematoda, Chromadorea, Rhabditida, Rhabditidae. The record is from RefSeq and is a predicted model, not a curated record. Bases 1 to 639 code for a protein of 212 amino acids.
AUGGAGAACAUUCCCAACCACACCAUCUACCGUCCGAUUCCCGUUUACGGCGUCCCACCGAUUGGAAGGACUCCGCAGGGGAUGGCGAGCACGAUCGUUGUAAUUGAACGACACGAGGCAUCGGCAUUUAUGCCAUACUGUGCUCGUACUUUUCCUCUUCAUGCCCCUCAGGUUGCCGCUUCUCCGAAAGCUUGCAGUUUCGGACCACUCAAGUUCCGAACCCAGAAGGAACUUCAUGCUUACCGGUUGGAUAGAACGGCGUUUUUCAAGACCUUCGCAGUUCUGGAGCCAGUGGACCCAAUGUCUCCAGAAUACCAGGAUCGACUGGGGAGGCCAAGAAAAACGCCGCUUCUUCUUCUAUCUACCAAGAUGAUAAAAUCUGUUCAUCAAAAGUUAUGUUUGCUUCAGUCAACUCCAGUUUCCUGUACGACGCCAUGGAUGGUCAGCCACAGCUUACCUCCGAGUCCUCCUGGCCAACAGUCUACUCCGCAGACUAGAUAUUUUUAUCCAGUUGUGCAGACUCUUUUAUGGAGCUUAUCCAUUACCAGGUGGAGCCUAGACAAGUGGACUUUUCAACCCAAUACCAAGGACAGUGUUAUUUGGAGCCGAUUCUGUGUCAAGUGGAGCAACAGCCAGUAG